This is a messenger RNA of Gastrolobium bilobum, 1525 nucleotides long. RefSeq lists its product as uncharacterized. Gene Ontology annotation, molecular function: phosphatidic acid binding. The transcript has 2 exons. NCBI's taxonomy places the organism in Eukaryota, Viridiplantae, Streptophyta, Magnoliopsida, Fabales, Fabaceae. The record is from RefSeq and is a predicted model, not a curated record. Bases 84 to 1319 code for a protein of 411 amino acids.
UCCUGAAUCAUCGUUCUCAAUUGUGUGAUCCCAAAACCAGAGACACAGAGACAGAGAGAAGCUCGCAAGUUUCGUGAAGAAAAAUGGGGUUCUUUCCAAGGGGUGGUGGCGAAGACAGCGUCGACGACUUCGAGGAGUACGAUCCGACACCCUACGGUGGCGGUUACGACAUUGCUCUCACCUACGGUCGCCCAAUCCCUCCCUCCGAUGAAACCUGCUACCCUAUCGGAUCCUCCGGUUCCGACGAUGCAUUCGAUUACGAUCGAGCCCAAUACUCUUCGUAUUCCGAACCUUCUGCUUAUGCUGAUGAAGCUCUCGCCACUGAGUAUAGCAGCUAUGGUCGACCCAAGCCUAGACCCGCACCUGCUGGUUUCAACCCAGGUGGAGGAUCCGGUUAUGAUGCUCCUUCCAGUGUGAAUCGACCCGGGUAUGGUGGAUCCGAUUAUGAUCGGCCCAGUUCGGAUUAUGGGUCUGGUAUUGGCCAGAGGCCUGAGUCUGAGUAUUCCGCAUCGGAAUAUGGAUCUGGGUAUGGGAAGAAACAGGAGUAUGAGGCACCCGGGUCGGAAUAUGGAUCCGGGUAUGGUGGGAGGAAGCAGGAAUCUGAAUAUGGAUCCGGGUAUGGUGGAAAGAAGGAGGAGUCAGAAUAUGGGUCCGGGUAUGGUGGUAGGAAGCAGGAAACUGAAUAUGGAUCCGGGUAUGGGGGUCAGAAGCAGGAGUACGAGGCACCCGGAUCCGAAUAUGGGUCCGGGUAUGGUGGUCGGAAGCAGGAGGGUGAAUAUGGAUCCGGAUAUGGUGGUAGGAAGCAGGAAACUGAGUAUGGGUCCGAAUAUGGAUCCGGGUAUGGUGGGAGAAAGCAGGAGUACGAGGCGCCCGCACCCGGGUAUGGUGGGAGAAAGCAGGAGUACGAGGCACCCGAACCCGGAUCCGAAUACGGAUCCGGGUAUGGUCGCAGGACUGAAGGUUCGGAGUAUGGAGGUGGGUAUGGUGGGAGGAGUGAGGAGAAUCCCGGGUACGGGCGGAAGACCGAGUAUGAGACGGGUGGGUCGGAAUAUGGAUCCGGGUAUGGUGAGAAGAAGACCAGCUAUGGGGAGGAACAGGUUGGGUAUGGAGGAGGAAGGAGUGAGUAUGCGGAGAAACCAAGCUAUGGAAAGAGUAACUAUGAGAGCCAGCAAGGAGUUGAGUAUGGUUAUGGCCGCUCUGAAAGGCGUGAUGAUGAUGAUGAGGGCUAUGGUCGUAAGAAAUAUGGAGAUGACGAUGACGAUGAGGGGAGGAAGAAGCAUCACCACAAGCAUCAUCAUAAGAGUUAUGAUGAUGAGUGAUCAAAAUGCCUAUGGUUACUCUGUGAAUUGAAGUCAUCCCAUAGCUACCUACUAAAUAAAGGGUUGACGCAUUGUACGUACCUUCCAGCGUGUUUAGACUAUUACUAAAAGUAUUAAGCUUUAAGAACUAUUGGUCUAAACUAUGUUGUCGUUUGGCUUUUUGAGUUCUAAUAACAUCCCUAAUGUUUGAGUUGGUGUGUUAAACU